AUGCAUUAUCCUCGCAAAAGUUGAACACAAGUUGAAAGUGUGCGUGGUGUGAACUUGCACCAGGUGAAGCUGCAAACACGCUCAAGGUCUUGAUGCCCACGCGCUCCGAAACAGGCGGACAUGAGCACCAGCAGCGGGGCCAAAGAGUCGUCUCCUCCCCGGCCGAGCGGCCCCCAACCGCCUGCUGCAGAGCCUCCACAACGCAGGGGCCGAGGUCGUCCACGUAAACAGCAGCAGGAGCCGGUUGGACCGCCCACUCCAAAGCGACCGAGGGGACGACCGAAGGGCAGCAAGAACAAAGGGCCAAAAAGUGCACUGAAGAAAGUCGAGCCCGCUGGACAAAGACGACCUCGUGGGCGACCAAGGAAAUGGCUCCAACGGGUGGUUGAAAACGCGAGUGACGAGCAGGAGGUGUUCUCAGAAGGAGGUCAGACCCGAGGAGCCGCGCCGUCUGAGCCCUCGUCAUCUCAGCAGGAAGGCCGGGAGGAAGGCCACUAGUGAAGGAUGCAUCAGCACCUACCUCAAGGUUUGACCGGAUGAAGGGAUGCAGGGAAAUACACACACUCCAACGUGCGAUGAAAGAAUUGACUGAUUGAGUUGAAUGAGGGAAAAAAAAAAGUCACCAGCCUGUGCAAUAGCACCUGCAACCGUGUAAUCUUGUUUUUUUAAACUUCUGCUAAAAUAGAUUUUAAAAUAACCACAUAAACCACACAAAAUUAUUAUUCUACAAGACCGACAUUUGAUUUGUUUUUAAAUUCGCACAGUGACUCUCACUGGCCGUAAUUUGCCCACCCCUGACUUAAGCCCGCGUGCUGACAUAUGAUCAUAAUUCCAUUGUUUUCUAUUCAACCCUACAGCGUAGACGUGUGUCCAAGGAACUCAAAUGUACUCCUGUAUGUUUUUAACUGAUGUACUUAAAGGAAAACUGCACCUUUCUUGGAAUUUUCCCAUCACCCGCAAUCCUUAGGUGACAUGUCUUUCUUUUUUCUGUGCAUUCUAAAGAUAUAAAAACAGCUAAAAAGAAGCAGCUCAUUUAUGCAUGUAAUGGUUUUUCCACCUCCAUAAAGGCUUUAUAGGCGAAAUAGGUGCGUCCGAUUGUCCCGUGUUUUCUUAGUUGCCUUUUUUUUUUAGCUGUUUUUAUAUCUUUAGAAUACACAGAAAAGAGACGCGUGUUCAUGUCUCACAUCCGGAUUGUGGAUGAAAGUGCAGUUUUCUUUUAAAGGAGACCUGUUGUUGCUCUAUAGGAGUCCACAACACAACACAAAGGGCUGAAAACGGGUCCACUUUAAGGCUAUGAAAUUUUGAAAUAGUGUAUUUUCAUUUGUUCCCAAUACAAUUCACAUGAUACUUUCAUUUUUGCAAUUUUUCUUUUUAACAAAAAAAAUCAUUUAAUGUUUGUUUUUUUUAAUGCAAACAAGAUUUAUUUUUUAUUUUCUAAAAACACAAAAAAAUCACGAAUAUGUAUUUUUUAUUUUAAAAAUGCAGACAUUUUUUAAAAUACUCAAAAAAAAAAAAAUUACUUGGCAUUUUUCUGCCGCUGCCCUCAGGUUGUGAGGAUGCCAGUGCUUUUAGACCACCGUGAAAGCUCAGGUACAAAAUUAUUCAGGUUUUCAGUACUCAGUAGUAGUAAUUAUUUGACUAUGACUUGUUAUGUUAUGUAUUUCAUUUCAUUGUGCUUUGAUAGAAAGACAUCACUUCAACCACUUUUCCCCUCAUUUCUCCUCACCUGUCACUCUACCUCAGCAACACACAAGACGGACCAUCUCUGUUUGAGUACUGACAAACACAUUUUACUGCCAUGUACCGAUUAUUAUUACCGAUAUUAUUUUUAGAAAUGCAGAAAACACAAAAAAUGUUUACAUCAAAAAUAUGACUAAUAGGCUUUUUCAGGGGUCCUCAUUUUUCAUACUUUUAUCCUGCACUGUAUAUUUUGUGUGUGACAUUUAAUGUCAUCUAUCGCUCAAUAGUUUAAUGUUUAGUUUAGUUGUUUCACGCAAUUAAAUCAAUUAGCAGGAGUGCAAAUAUUUCUAAUAAUAAUAACUGGACCUAAACAGUAGCGCUUAUGAUCACGUUCACGUUCAAGUUCUUUAUUUACAAACAUGUUGCAUUCAGUUCAACUCGUUUAAGCUGACGACAAAUGAUGACGCAAUGGUACGUGAAAAAAAAAAAAAACUAGCCGACGUUAACAAGUGACUAAUCCAUACCGGACACACAGUUCCUAUGCUUGUUAGAGAAUAAGGAACUAGGUUAUUUCCUUCUCUUCCCGCUUAAAAACCAGAUUGUAACCGCAGCAAGCAACAAUAGUUCCUAUGGGGUUAUGGUUUAUUGGACAAGGACAACUUCAGCUGCUAGCAUUAGCCGCAAAUGUAGAUGGAAUUGGUGUGUCCCAUUAUGAGCUGCCUCUUUUUAGCUGUUUUGAUAUCUUUAGAAUGCACAGGAAUGAGAAAAACGUGUGUUCAUGUAAGUGUAAGGAUUGUGGAUGAUUCCACAAAAAUUCCACAAAAAGUGAAGUUUUCCUUUAGACAGGAUAAGAGUGGUCCUUUUGGGUGUUUCUGUGCAGCGAAUACACCAUACUGUAUAUUUUGUGUGUGUGUGAGAGAUUUAUUUUAACAAGUUGCUAUUGCUGUUUUGUUUUGUUUUUUUUACAUUUUAUCAGCCUU
Molecule: messenger RNA, 2660 nt
Organism: Doryrhamphus excisus (bluestripe pipefish)
Lineage: Eukaryota; Metazoa; Chordata; Actinopteri; Syngnathiformes; Syngnathidae
Source: RefSeq, a predicted model, not a curated record